GACAUAAUUGUUAACAUAAUUUUUAGGGUCUAUUUUUGCAUAUCAACAUUGUGUAUCAUUAUAAUUAACUUAUCAGUGUUAAAAACUAUAAUUAUUUCACUAUAAGCGUCUGUUGAAAUCUCAGAACAUAAUGAAGUAUUUAUUUAGUGUUAUAUUCUUCGUGUUUUUCUGUUCAGUGUUUACAACGGAAUUGCGCGAAGAGGAGAAAUGGAAGAUGAGGAAAUGGCGACACAAACGGGAAGACGACCGUUGGAACUGGGGAUACGUGGAUAUCACAGAAAAGUUUGGUGAGCUCAAGAGUACCACCGAGGAUCCAGUGACGCCAGCGCAGAACUCCACACCAUGCAUGCCAUAUGUACGACCGCCUACACCAGACUUCAGUGCAUCUGGUAGAAGAAUCAGCGAAGUCAAAUGCUACGAAUACAUCUGGGAUGUGAAAAUAAGAGACAAAAAUGGACAAAGAGAGAUUAGCAU
This is a messenger RNA of Manduca sexta (tobacco hornworm), 474 nucleotides long. RefSeq lists its product as uncharacterized. The annotation marks the transcript as partial. The record is from RefSeq and is a predicted model, not a curated record. NCBI's taxonomy places the organism in Eukaryota, Metazoa, Arthropoda, Insecta, Lepidoptera, Sphingidae. The transcript has 5 exons.